Molecule: messenger RNA, 834 nt
Organism: Arachis duranensis
Lineage: Eukaryota; Viridiplantae; Streptophyta; Magnoliopsida; Fabales; Fabaceae
Exons: 4
Coding region: 1-834 (277 amino acids)
Molecular function (GO): nucleic acid binding; zinc ion binding
Source: RefSeq, a predicted model, not a curated record
AUGACUGCUGUGGCUCCUUUGGAGAUUCGGAUUUUCUCCGAUCUGGUGAACAAGGCAAGAGUUGUUGAAGAAUAUGCAAAGACGGUAGCCUCGUCAAAGGACACUCAUGAAGGAAACACUAGUAGGGGACGUGGCAAGUACUUUCAGCUGAAGGGGCAGAAUUUCAAGAGAGGAGGACAUACGCCUCAAGGUCAAGGAAGCUUCAGAAAGAACACUCAUGAUCAGUUUCAGUGUGACAAAGGGAGAGGAAAUCAGAGUAAGGUUUCUCCGAAUUUAGCUUGUGAUCGUUGUGGACGUUUUCAUCCAUAUGACUCUUGCAAGAUUGGGUCAGGCGGUUGCUUUAACUGUGGUUUGCCUAGUCAUAUUGUGAGAGAUUGCACUCGUGGAAAGAACCUGAAUGCGGUUGCAUUGUAUGAUACUAGAGCUUCGCAUUCGUUUAUUUCAUUUGACAAAGUUGAGGAACUAGGCUUCAAAGUGUCAGAAUUAGCAUUUGAAUUGCAUGUACAUACUCCGUAUCAGACGGUUAUGACUAGGACAGGUUGUAGACAAAUAAUUUUGGGGUUUGAUUGGUUGUCGAAGAAUCGGGUUUUGUUGGAUUGCUUUGAGCUAUCAAUCCUGUUUAUGUCGAAAGGAGAAAAUGGAGCAGUGAUAGCUGAGGGUUACUACCUGAACUCUGUAAUAGUGCACUGUAGUGGGGAAGAAUGUCAGGAGAUUGAAUUUGCAAUUAAGUUGCUGCUGGGAGCCGGACUAGUAUCGAUUGCGCCGUAUAGAAUGACUCUUAUAGAGCUGGAUGAACUAAAGACUCAAUUGGAAAAGUGGUGGACGAAAUUGUGA